UUUGUUUUUCAGGGUCAAAAUAUUUUUGGGCUUGAUAUCAUUGAAACGCCAGAAGGAGAAAAGAUGCCACAACUAAUAGUUCAAAAGGAGUUAGAUAGGGAAGAGAAAGAUACAUAUGUAAUGAAAGUAAAGGUUGAAGAUGGUGGCUUCCCUCAAAGAUCCAGUACUGCUAUUUUGCAAGUCAGUGUUGCUGAUACAAAUGACAACCAUCCAGUUUUUAAGGAGGAUGAGAUUGAAGUCAGUAUACCAGAAAAUGCUCCUGUAGGUUCUUCAGUAACACAGCUCCAUGCCACAGAUGCUGAUAUAGGUGAAAAUGCCAGGAUUCAUUUCUAUUUCAGCAAUCUUGUCUCCAGCAUGGCCAAGAGGCUAUUUCACCUCAACUCUACCACUGGACUUAUCACAGUAAAAGAACCACUGGAUAGGGAGGAAUCUCCAAACCACAAGUUACUGGUUUUGGCAAGUGAUGGUGGACUGAUGCCAGCAAGAGCAAUGGUGCUAGUAAAUGUUACUGAUGUCAAUGAUAAUGUUCCAUUGAUUGACAUAAGAUACAUCAUCAAUCCAAUCAAUGGCACUGUGGUUCUUUCAGAAAAUGCUCCUCUCAACACCAAAAUUGCUCUCAUAACUGUGACAGAUAAGGAUGCUGACCAUAAUGGUAGGGUGACAUGCUUUACAGAUCAUGAAGUCCCUUUCAGAUUAAGGCCAGUGUUCAGUAAUCAGUUCCUCCUAGAGACUGCUGCAUAUCUUGACUAUGAGUCCACAAGAGAAUAUGCCAUUAAAUUACUGGCCGCAGAUGCUGGCAAACCUCCUUUGAAUCAAUCAUCCAUGCUCCUCAUCAAAUUAAAAGAUGAAAAUGACAAUGCUCCAGUUUUCACUCAACCUUUCAUAAGUCUUUCUGUUCCUGAGAAUAACUCUCCUGGUACCCAAUUGACAAAAAUAAGUGCAACAGAUGCAGACACUGGGCGUAAUGCUGAGAUACAUUACCUGCUAGGCAUUGAUGCUCCAUCUGAAUUCAACCUGGAUCAUCGUACAGGCAUUCUGACUGCAGUGAAGAAAUUGGAUAGAGAAAAACAGGAAAAAUAUUCAUUCACAGUUCUGGCAAAAGAUAAUGGGAUGCCAUCUUUAAUAACCAAUGCCACAGUCUUAGUGACCGUUCUUGAUCAGAAUGACAACAGUCCAAUUUUCACUCACAAUGAGUACAACUUCUAUGUCCCAGAAAACCUUCCAAGACAUGGCACAGUAGGACUAAUCACUGUAACUGAUCCUGAUUAUGGAGAAAAUUCUGCAGUAACUCUCUCCAUUUUAGAUGCGAAUGAUGACUUCACAAUUGAUCCACAGACUGGUGUCAUCCAACCGAAUAUUUCAUUUGAUAGAGAAAAACAAGAAUCUUAUACUUUCAAUGUAAAGGCUCAGGAUGGUGGUAGGGUAUCACAUUCUUCAACUGCCAAAGUCACUAUAAACGUGGUUGAUGUCAAUGACAAUAAACCAGUUUUUGUUGUCCCUCCUUCCAACUACUCCUUUGAAUUGGUUCCACCAUCUGCUAAUCCAGGCACAGUGGUCUUCACAGUAGUUGCUAUUGACAAUGACACUGGAAUGAAUGCAGAGCUUCGUUACAACAUUGUAGGAGGAAACACAAAAGGUCUGUUUAUGAUUGACCAAACAACAGGCAACAUUACACUGAAGGAGAAAUGUGUCCUUGCAGAUCUUGGUUUACACAAACUGAUAGUCAAAGCCAAGGAUUUAGGGCAACCUGAUUCUCUCUUCAGUGUCAUAAAUGUUAAUCUAUUUGUGAAUGAGUCGAUGACGAAUGCUACAUUAAUUUAUGAAUUGGUGCGCAAAAACAUUGAAACACCAGUGACCCAAAAUGUUGAGACAACCGAUACAUCCUCACCGUCAAGUGACUAUGUUAAGAUCGUGGUUGCCAUUGUUGCUGGCACCAUAACUGUCAUUCUUGUCAUUUUCAUCACUGCUGUAGUAAGAUGCCGCCAAUCACCACACCUUAAGGCUGCUCAGAAAAACAAGCAGAAUUCUGAAUGGGUUACUCCAAACCCUGAAAACAGGCAGAUGAUGAUAAUGAAGAAAAAGAAGAAGAAGCAUACCCCUAAGAACUUACUGCUUAACUUUGUCACUAUUGAAGAAGCUAAGGCAGACAAUGCUGACAAUGAUAGAAACACUGUCACACUAGACCUUCCCAUUGAAUUGGAAGAGCAAGCCAUGGGCAAGUGCAACUGGGGUACUACACCUACUACUUUCAAGCCUGACAGCCCUGAUUUGGCCCAGCACUACAAAUCUGCCUCUCCACAGCCUGCUUUCCAGAUCCAGCCGGAAACUCCCCUAAAUUCAAAGCACCACAUCAUCCAGGAACUGCCUCUCGAUAACACCUUUGUGGGUUGUGAUUCCAUCUCCAAGUGUUCUUCCAGCAGUUCUGAUCCCUACAGUGUUUCUGAGUGCAGCUAUCCAGUGACAACUUUCAAGACCCCUGUGUCUGUACACACCAGACUGCCAAUGAAGGAAGUUGCACGACCUCACACACCCAUGAAAGAAACAACUACUGUGGAGAUCUGGACUCAUCCCCAACCACAGCGGAAAUCCGAGGGGAAAAGGACAAUAAAGUCCCAGCGGCGUGUCACAUUUCACCUACCAGAAGGCUCUCAAGAAAGCAGCAGUGAUGGUGGACUGGGAGACCAUGAUGCAGGCAGCCUUCCCAGCGCAUCCCACGCCCUGCCCCUUGGCUAUCCUCAGGAGGAGUACUUUGACCAUGCUGCAAACAACAACCGCACUGAAGGGGAUGGCAACUCUGAUCCUGAAUCCAGUAAGUUGAUACCCCCAAGUCCUGGAUUUAAAAGGCUUAUUGUGUUUGCAAUUAAGGAGCCCAACAGUAAGUCCCCCAGCGGAGGAGCAGCGCAGACGCCUGCAUCCGCCACUAGCAAGCGGGGGCUGCGCAGGGAGGCGCGCGCUGCAUCGCUUUUUAAUGUUCGGGCCCGAAUGCCCCGAGGGUAA
Molecule: messenger RNA, 2997 nt
Organism: Capra hircus (goat)
Lineage: Eukaryota; Metazoa; Chordata; Mammalia; Artiodactyla; Bovidae
Product: protocadherin-11 X-linked
Exons: 5
Biological process (GO): homophilic cell-cell adhesion
Cellular component (GO): catenin complex; plasma membrane
Molecular function (GO): calcium ion binding; cadherin binding
Source: RefSeq, a predicted model, not a curated record